Messenger RNA from Euleptes europaea (tarantolino), 734 nucleotides. RefSeq names its product regulator of G protein signaling 16 (gene RGS16). Lineage: Eukaryota; Metazoa; Chordata; Lepidosauria; Squamata; Sphaerodactylidae. Bases 13 to 579 code for a protein of 188 amino acids. The record is from RefSeq and is a predicted model, not a curated record. The transcript is spliced from 5 exons.
UGCCAGCUCAACAUGUGUCGGGGUUUAUCUGGACUCCCAACCAGCUGCUUGGAAAGAGCCAAGGAGUUCAAAACCCGUUUAGGGAUCCUACUUCAUAAACCAGAGCUGGGACAUAAGAUUGGGAACUGGAGCCAUAGCACAAAACAGAGAUAUGCCUUGGAAGAAGUGCUUGGAUGGAAGGAAUCUUUUGACCAUUUAUUGAAAAGUAAAAAUGGAAUGGCAGCAUUCCAAGGCUUCCUUAAAACAGAAUUCAGCGAAGAAAACCUGGAGUUUUGGCUAGCCUGUGAGGAGUACAGGAAAACCCGCUCAAAAACAAAACUGGUUUCCAGAGCCAACAGGAUCUUUGAGGAGUUUGUACAAAACGAGGCCCCUCGAGAGGUGAAUCUUGACCACGAAACUAGAGAGAUGACCAGGAAGAACCUCACGGGUGUCACUCCCACUUGCUUUGAGGAAGCCCAAGCCAAAACCUACACCUUGAUGGAGAAGGACUCCUAUCCCCGAUUUUUAAAAUCCGCCUAUUACCGAGACCUGGUAGGACAAGCAGCAAGCCACAGAACUGGCAAGCCCACCCACACCUGAGUCAGCCCAUUGUCACUGCAAGGAACUGUGUUGAGGGAACAGAGACCUAGAAUGAAAAAGAAGAGGCAGGAGCCUAAGAGGGAGGUGCUAAGAGCUUUUGAGCAGCGGAGUUUUGGCUGGGGCUUUAUCCUUGCCAGAAUGCCUAAGAACUCAAA